Messenger RNA from Amphiprion ocellaris (clown anemonefish), 2559 nucleotides. It is a transcript of the gene trit1, whose product is annotated as tRNA isopentenyltransferase 1. The transcript is spliced from 11 exons. Gene Ontology annotation, molecular function: tRNA dimethylallyltransferase activity; ATP binding. Gene Ontology annotation, biological process: tRNA modification. The record is from RefSeq and is a predicted model, not a curated record. NCBI's taxonomy places the organism in Eukaryota, Metazoa, Chordata, Actinopteri, Pomacentridae. The coding region runs from base 39 to 1490 and encodes 483 amino acids. Gene Ontology annotation, cellular component: mitochondrion.
CGCGGCGCCGUCAGCUGGGCUGCCGAGGAGGCAGCAUCAUGGCGGCGUCCACUCUGAGCGUGCAGCGCGCCUUACAGAGAGCGAUGGUCCCGUCUUUGGUGGUGAUUUUAGGAGCUACCGGCACCGGCAAGUCCAAACUGGCGAUCGAGCUCGGAAAACGGCUUCAGGGCGAAAUAAUCAGCGCCGAUUCCAUGCAGGUGUACCAGGGUCUGGACAUCAUUACCAACAAGGUGACAGCUGAGGAGCGCGCCCAGUGCAGACAUCACAUGAUCAGCUUUGUGGACCCGUUAGUGAGCGGCUACACGGUGGUGGACUUCAGGAACAAAGCCCUGGCGCUGAUCGACGACAUGUACAGCAGAAACAAGCUGCCAAUCGUCGUUGGAGGAACCAACUACUACAUUGAGUCUCUGCUGUGGAGAGUCCUGCUGGAUACAGGGCAGGAGAACGAGGAGUCGGGGGACGGAGGAGAUGAGGCUCCACACAGGAAGAUGGAGCUGGAGAAACUGGGAGGAGCCGAGUUACAUAAGCGACUGGCGAAGGUGGACCCCAAAAUGGCUGCCAUGUUGCACCCCAACGACAAGCGCAAGAUAGCCAGGAGUCUUCAAAUCCACGAGGAGACGGGGAUCCCUCAUAGCCGCUGGCUGGAGGAGCAGAGGGAACAGGAGGGAGGCGAUGGGCUGGGAGGGCCGCUAAGAUACCCAGACCCCUGCAUCUUCUGGCUGCAUGCUGACAUGGAGGCUCUGGACAAACGGUUGGAUGAUCGUGUAGAUGAGAUGUUGUCUGCGGGACUGAUAGAGGAGCUCAGAGACUUCCAUAUCCGAUACAAUCAGCAGAAAGUCAAGGAGGACAGUCAGGACUAUCAACAUGGGAUUUUCCAGUCGAUCGGUUUUAAGGAGUUUCAUGACUACCUGACUGCCCCUGAAAGCAGUACCCAGCAGGAGAAAGACACACUACGAGACAAAGGUAUAGAAGCUUUGAAGAUCGCUACGAGGCGUUACGCCCGCAAACAGAAUAAAUGGGUCCGAAACCGCUUCCUUAAACGACCAGGAGACAACGUCCCAUCGGUGUUUGGCCUGGAUGUGACAGACGUGUCGAGGUGGGAGGAGACGGUGCUGAACCCUGCACUGCAGAUACUGGACAGCCUCAGGAAGGGUGAGGAGCCAGCUAUUGCACCAAUCAGAGUUCAGGGGGCGGAGCUGAGAAACAAACGGAGCUACCACACCUGUGACCUGUGCGAUAAAGUCAUAAUAGGCGACCUGGAGUGGACAGCUCACCUGAAAUCCAAGAAGCAUCACUAUCAUGUGAGGAAAAAGAGGAAGCCUGAUCCAGCGGGUGACCAGUCCCUGAUCACCAGUGCACCUCCUGUGUCUGCAGCAGAGACUCCCUCAGAGGACUGUGGUGCUGCUGUUGCUCCGGGCUGCAGUGAAACCUCUCCGGAUUCUUCCAGAGACACCAGGACAACAAACAAGGAAGUACCUGUGGCAUUUUAAAAGCUGACUCUGGACCUCAUCCAUUUUCAUUCAGGUUUCCACCACUGUAGUGCACUAACAAAUGGACGUUUAAUUACAGUCCUCUCUUUCCUCCCAUGCAGCCGAAUGGAAGUAAUGACUCUGAACUGUGUUCAUUGUGGAUUCGAACAAAAAACGCUUUUGAAAUCCUGCAUAAAAUACUCUGAUCCAUGGAUGUUCAGGGGCACAAGCAAAGGUCCUUGAAGCCGUUCGUUUUUGUCGUGGCGAUGUGAACUCUAAGGAUAAAUUAGAGCUUUAAUGGUCUGUGCAGCCAAAGAAUUAUGCAUUUUAAUGGUUUUUUUUCUAAAUUUCAUUUACAUUUUAAGAGGUUUAUUUUUCUAUUUCUAUAGAUUGUGCCUUAACUUUUAGAACCCAAAGCAGUUUCUAGAUGCUAUUUUUCUCCUGCCGCAUUUCUACUUACUGUGGGCUCAUUUUUCACUGCAAUGUAAAGAAAGCACACAGCUAUAGCUAGAAGUAGACAGAACUCAGAAAUGUCUUUUUUGCAGUAUGACAUAGUUCUAAUACCAUAAAUGGCUAAAAAAGAAAUAAAAAUGAAAGAAUUUCUUUGAUUACUAUAUAUAUUUUACAAAAAUUGAGUAUAAAUGUAUUUUUUUCCAAGGUCCCACAUACAGUAAAAACAUGUUACAUACUAUAGAUAUUUUCCUACCUUCAUUUUAAAUUUGUUUCCAUGCUUGACACCUGUCUGACACAGCCUGCAGUUCAGCCUAAAAUAACUUUUGUCAUGUGACUGUUGGUUGUCGCUAAUGACUUCUUGGUUAAGGAGCACAGAAUUUAUAGUUUUUUAUAAAAUUGAGUGCAAGUGGUUUAUUUUGGAUUAUUUUUCAAUGAAAGCAAUUUUGAUGAAAUAUUAUUUUAAGCUUAGAUUCGGGUUGGUUUUCUGAUGGAGCACAACAUCACAUCAAAAAGCUGUAAAUCAGACGAGUCUUCCUGUUUUUGUAGUUUCUGUCUCUAUUAUUACCAAACCUGCUGGCGGGUUUUGAGGUUCAGAAGUUAAAUAAAAUGUUGAUGAGUCAUAUCGACUGAAAACCUU